Molecule: messenger RNA, 1078 nt
Organism: Cyprinus carpio (common carp)
Lineage: Eukaryota; Metazoa; Chordata; Actinopteri; Cypriniformes; Cyprinidae
Biological process (GO): negative regulation of T cell proliferation; T cell costimulation; cellular response to lipopolysaccharide
Cellular component (GO): external side of plasma membrane
Source: RefSeq, a predicted model, not a curated record
UAUUAAAUCACACAGACAGAGACAAGCACACAGCACACAUCUAACCACUUCCAGCAUUAUUCUGAAAGGGGGAAAAAAGAUGUUCGCCAUUAUGCCAUUUUUAAUUAUCGUCCUGUCAUCAGACUACACCAAAGGUGAAAUAGAGCUGCGUGCUGUCAAACACCAGACAGUGAAUUGCAAUGAGAGGACUGUCUUACAAUGCAAUAUCAGCUCAUCAAUGCCAUUGAGCAUUGUUAAAGUAUACUGGAAAAAAACAGAAGACAAAGAUUUUGAAUGUGAUCCAACAUCCAGCAAUAGACCUCCAGGAUUUGAGUGCAACUACACAGGAGAAGCACUGACAUUAACCAUCUCAAAUCCUACACCAGCAAACAUGGGCUCGUAUUUUUGUUGUAUAAAGGCAGACUCUGGACAUGGAGCAAAAGAAAUCAAUGUAUCUAUAGGACAAUGCAUCGGAGAAUUCUCCCACCAGAUGCCUGAACCCAAACAAAUGCAGUGUAGCUUUAAUGGUGUGUACCCAGAGGGCAUGAUAAACUGGUUUCAUUAUGACAAGAACCUGACUUCCAGCUCUACAGUCACAAGUCUGGUGAACUCUGAUGGAACGUUCAGCAUCACAAGUGUCCUAAACAUCCAGGACGAUCAAGAGAAAUAUAAAUGCUCACUGUGGUCUCUCAAACACGGAAAAUACCUUAAAGAUCAAGAGUUUGAAGUACCAGUUCAUGCUGAUUCCAGGCCCAUUAGCAGGAUCAGCACACAGCAUUGUUUGUCAUGGACUCUUAUCUUUCUUUGCCUGAUGUUUUGAUUGAAAGCCUGUUUGUCUCCAACUAUCUAAGACAUGGCCACAGGAUACAGUAGUGAACUGACAACUGACCCACAGCUUCUCUCUUACUGCAUUAUGACUAUUAAUUGCACUGACAUGAAAAACCCAAACUAUUUCAAACUGCAUUUUGCAAAUGUUCUCAAUUAAUCAAUCUCAAAUGAAUUGAAAGACUACUGAAUAUAAAAAUGAUGAAAAGCUUAGUUAUUUUAGUAUCAUUGAGACACUCUUGUCGUUUUUAUUAAAUAGUAUAUAUUAGUUUUG